This is a messenger RNA of Haliotis rufescens (red abalone), 1451 nucleotides long. Its product is annotated as gamma-aminobutyric acid receptor subunit beta-like. Gene Ontology annotation, biological process: signal transduction; regulation of membrane potential; monoatomic ion transmembrane transport. The transcript has 9 exons. The record is from RefSeq and is a predicted model, not a curated record. Gene Ontology annotation, molecular function: extracellular ligand-gated monoatomic ion channel activity; transmembrane signaling receptor activity; neurotransmitter receptor activity. NCBI's taxonomy places the organism in Eukaryota, Metazoa, Mollusca, Gastropoda, Lepetellida, Haliotidae. Gene Ontology annotation, cellular component: membrane; synapse; neuron projection. Bases 156 to 1373 code for a protein of 405 amino acids.
UCGUCUGCUAGCCAUUGUGACGCUGAAGGAAAAUGACUGGAGUUUUCCAGUUCUUUAUUGUCAAAGUUUUAACUUAAUGUAUGACCGUGCACGUUUGUGUGUGUUUUUAAACAGCAUUAGUGCUUUACAGUUCUUGAUAAGAGAUCUGACAAAACAUGGACGCAAAUAAUCCUUUGGCGGACACAUUUCGACGCAUGAGCGUCACGCUGGAUCAGAACAGCCAAGUUCUUUUGUCAAGUUUACAGACAAUAAAGGACAUAUCAACAGAUCCAACUGCAGGUUUUCAUGAUAUCGUAAAAGCAGAAAAGGUAACAGUGGAGGUGAAAUGUGCAUUCCUGAAGAUAGUUGACAUUGACACAAUUAGCCAAGAAUUUCAAGCAGAGAUAUUUCUUCAGGCAAAAUGGGAAGAACCAGCUUUUUCAAAUCCUCAAGGCAAAGCAAAUAAACUUCCCAAGUUCGACUCAAAGAUUCACUGGGAUCCCAAGCUGAUAAUCCUAAACUGUGAAGAUAUGUCUCUUGAUCGCAAGUCAUUCUCUGUCAGGCAUGAUAAAAACUACAGACAUCCAAUCGUGCUACUGCUGUGGAGAUUUAAAGGAACAUUUCGAGAGAAUAUGGAAUUACAACACUUUCCUUUUGAUGUGCAGGAUUUGACAAUUCAAGUUGGCACUGAACGACCUGUCGCCAAAAUCGAACUAAUAGAGGACCAACAUAUGCUGAGUACUGUCAACACACACACAUUCCUUGAUGCUCAAGAGUGGAAUAUUUACCACCAUGUAGAAUCAUUCCGUGACAAUACCACCAUGGAAUAUGCGAGUCUGUCUUCCCAUCCCAUCCUUCAUGUCCAGUCCAGGGUCAAGCGUAAGGUUGGCUUCUACAUUUGGAACAUAAUCGUCAUCAUGAUUCUGAUUGUCUCAUUGACUUUUACUGUGGUCUCCAUCGAACCCAACAAUGGUGAUCGUAUCAGCAUUUGCAUCACUCUGUUCCUGACAGCUGUGGCCUUCAAGCUAGUGGUCAAACAAAGCUUACCAACCAUAUCCUAUUUGACCUACUUGGACAUCUAUAUUCUGUCACUGUUGAUAUUCCUGUCCCUGCAAUCUACUGAGUGUGCCUUCAUGUGUGCUCUAGGAAGGAUGAUACCUAUCAAGGAACUGCGCAGCUGGGAUCGAUGGAGCGAGUCUUCUCUUGCCAUACUUCUCUUCCUCUUCCAUGUCCUUAUGGGGAUUUACAUCCAACACACUGCUCUGAAAAGACGAAGAAUCAUGAAAGACAAAGACAGACUGUAUGAUAAAAAGAAACAACACAUUGAGAAAUAUGGCAGAAUGAUGACAAAUGCUGGAUUCUCACCGAAAGAGCGAGUGAAAAGACAACCUUGAAGCCAGUGGACACUCACACAUUCUUACUGCAGCAAGUGAAACUAAAUCUGUAGCAAAUAAAUAAUCCCGGUAUACAAA